This is a messenger RNA of Postia placenta MAD-698-R-SB12, 1212 nucleotides long. RefSeq lists its product as hypothetical. The record is from RefSeq and is a predicted model, not a curated record. The transcript is spliced from 7 exons. The coding region runs from base 1 to 1212 and encodes 403 amino acids. NCBI's taxonomy places the organism in Eukaryota, Fungi, Basidiomycota, Agaricomycetes, Polyporales, Adustoporiaceae.
AUGACGGCUCCUUGCUCAUAUCGGUCGCUCGGAUGGCAUGAGUUGGGUGCCCAUCUCCAUUUGAUGAUAUUCCGAGCAGGCCAGAAAUUGAGCAAGCGACCACUGCACUACCAACAUGUCUUGCGGGAUCUGCUGCCCCAAAAGGAGGUCAAUCAUGCAUACACCCUCAUCCGACGGCAUGGGUCAUGGACGGCUCCCCUGCCUUGGGAUAUAGUACCCGACAGGCGGUUGUGGGCAACGGGCGAGCUCACACCUUUUCCUGAUGGUUAUUUCCGCCGCCCUCUAACGAAGUAUUGUUCUCCCCUGUUGGAUGACGACACUGUCCGAUUUUCUCGCCCAUUUCGGCCAAUUGUCUCAGGGACAAAGAGGAAAGUUUCUAGUGACACCAGCAUGGGCAGACAAGCCUACACCGCGGAUGGUUAUACUCAGCGGGGAAUCAGCGUUCGUCAGUGGUGUCUAGAUUGCGAUCACGCUCGAGAUGAGUGGACGAUGGGACCGCCUGCGGACCCUGAGAACGUAGAGAUGGUCGCAUAUCGACAAGAGCAACCUGGCGAUGUGCAGCUUGUUGUGCAAAAGCUUUGGUCGGGGGAAAGCUAUUUCUCAAGCAUCGUCUGUUGGAAAACGAUCCUCGUAGGAGAACUCCGUCGACCCACCGCGACGACCGGUGCUCAUGUGGUAACGUCGAUCCACACCCGCAAACGGACUGAUCCUGCCAUCGCAAAAAGCACGAAUGAGCCAGAUAUAUUUCCUGACCUGCAUUCCCCUAUGAUAUCCGUUGCUCUCGAGCUAUCGGCCACAGAGAGGGUAUGCAACUGCACGCGUGGUGUUUAUCAGAUGACACGCGGCGUCUACCAGACGUCGGUGCAUUACCACCUUACUUCCGAUGAGAAUAUCCACGGUAGCAAUUCGAUGUUGGUGACUGACCGGAAAGCAUUCCAGGCCCAACCCUUGGGCAUCGGAUAUUCGUAUGGCUAUCUGCCUGCCUUCAACCAGCAGGAAGCGGCAGUCGCUUUGUGGAAUACAAGAACUGCAAGCAUGUGGGAUCAAACGGCGGUCACUGUGGAGCAGCUUCUCUGCAUCGCAGUGUGCCAAUGGAACGAGCCACAGCACAACCCUGAGCGGCAGCUCACCCCAACUGUGACGCCCAUACAAACCGCUGAUCCUGUCUUCAAUACUGUCACCGCUAUCAUUUCGGCAUCCUCUCGGUCAUGA